This is a messenger RNA of Guillardia theta CCMP2712, 354 nucleotides long. RefSeq lists its product as hypothetical. Bases 1 to 354 code for a protein of 117 amino acids. Lineage: Eukaryota; Cryptophyceae; Pyrenomonadales; Geminigeraceae. The record is from RefSeq and is a predicted model, not a curated record. The transcript is spliced from 6 exons.
AUGUCAGUCACAAUCUCUCAAGCGGAAAGGCUCAUAGGAAGAGAUGUCCAGCCUCGCGUAGGGAUGACGGUGAAACUAACGGAGCAGGCGCUAGAAAGAAGAUCGGAAACACAGCGGGCUGACCCGUCCAAGGGAGGAACCGGAGUCAUCGUGAAGGUCCAUCCCAACUGGACCUGUGACGUGAUGUGGCACAACACCAAGAAAGUGAGGAUCGGGUACGCGUGCGGCACAGCUGCCGGCAAGGUCCGAGCCUUUCACCUAGCAUUGGUAGCUGAUGAGUUUGGCGAGAGGCCCAGCACAGAAUGGAAUCGACCCAAGACAGGGGUGAUACCAAGCCGAGCUCCAUAUGUCUAG